AUGGUCCCUGUCCAGUUCUUCACAGGUGGGGCUGCUGGUCACAGGUGGGGCUGCUGGUCACAGGUGGGGCUGCUGGUCUCAGGUGGGGCUGCUGGUCACAGGUGGGGCUGCUGGUCACAGGUGGGGCUGCUGGUCACAGGUGGGGCUGCUGGUCACAGGUGGGGCUGCUGGUCACAGGUGGGGCUGCUGGUCUCAGGUGGGGCUGCUGGUCACAGGUGGGGCUGCUGGUCACAGGUGGGGCUGCUGGUCUCAGGUGGGGCUGCUGGUCACAGGUGGGGCUGCUGGUCACAGCAUUCCGCCGCCACUCCCUUCCCCCUUUUCCUCUCUCCCCCACAGCAUUCCGCCGCCACUCCCUUCCCCCUUUCCCUCUCCCCCCCACAGCAUUCUGCCACCAAUCCCUUCCCCUCCUCCCUCUCCCACCCACAGCGACCGCCGCUGCACCCGCGAACAGUCGCGACGGGGGGGAUGACGGGCAGGGGGGCGGGGGAAUGCGACGGGCAGAGUGAGGCGACGGGAGGGAAGAAAGCGGGACGGGGGGGGGAAGGGCCGCGACGACCGCCACGGACGCCGUCCCUUUCAUUCCCGAUUCUCCGCGGUGCUGUACGGUUCUGGGCGGGGUAG
This is a messenger RNA of Closterium sp. Naga37s-1, 621 nucleotides long. The record is from the annotation of a GenBank genome assembly. Lineage: Eukaryota; Viridiplantae; Streptophyta; Zygnematophyceae; Desmidiales; Closteriaceae.